Candidula unifasciata is the source of this 193-nucleotide messenger RNA. The record is from the annotation of a GenBank genome assembly. NCBI's taxonomy places the organism in Eukaryota, Metazoa, Mollusca, Gastropoda, Stylommatophora, Geomitridae.
AUGCGAAACUAUACAGACAAUAUACAUAAAUCGCAUUUGCUGUUGAACAUGGAAGUGAUAGUGAUUUUCCAAUGGAUUAUCUUUACUGUGCUUUGUCAGACAAUUGAUGUUUUCGGGGUGGUAGCAAACAUCAUCAACGUGAUUUGUUUUAUCAAGCUAGGAUUCAAGGACCCAGUCAAUGUCAGCCUACUAG